Messenger RNA from Cajanus cajan (pigeon pea), 882 nucleotides. Its product is annotated as putative glutathione S-transferase. Gene Ontology annotation, molecular function: glutathione transferase activity. Lineage: Eukaryota; Viridiplantae; Streptophyta; Magnoliopsida; Fabales; Fabaceae. The record is from RefSeq and is a predicted model, not a curated record. Gene Ontology annotation, biological process: glutathione metabolic process. Gene Ontology annotation, cellular component: cytoplasm.
GUUAUAAGUGAGAUAUAUGAGAUCGUGUAGAAUAGAAUUUUGAGUGUUUGAGAAUGGGAGAUGAGGUUGUGUUGUUGGAUUUCGGUCUGAGCAUGUUCUGCAUAAGAGUUAAGAUAGCACUUGCAGAGAAAGGGGUGAAGUAUGAGAUGAAGGAAGAGGAUCUGGUGAACACCAAGAGUCCACUGCUUCUGCAAUCCAACCCCGUUCACAAGAAAGUCCCUGUCCUUCUCCAUAAUGGCAAACCCAUCUCUGAAUCUCUCAUUAUUCUUGAAUAUAUUGAUGAGUUUUGGAAGGAUAAGGCACCACUUUUGCCCAUUGAUCCUUACCACAGAUCUCAAGCCAGGUUCUGGGCUGAUUUUGUUGAUAACAAGGUUCAUGAAGUGGCAAAGAAGAUAUGGACUGGGAAGGUGGAUGAACAUGAGGCAGAAAAGAAGGAAUUAAUAGAGAAUUUGAAGCAAUUGGAGGAGGCUCUUGGGGACAAGCCAUAUUUUGGAGGUGAAACAUUUGGGUUUGUUGAUAUUGCUUUGAUCCCUUUCUAUAAAUGGUUCUCUACUUAUGAGAAAGUGGGCAAAUUCAAGCUGGAUUAUCCAAAACUCGUUGUUUGGGCCAACAGAUGUUUUGAGAGAGAAAGUGUGUCCCAAUUCAUUUCUGAUGAAAAGGAUGUCUAUGACUUUGUUCUCAGUCACAGGAAAAGACUCGGAGUGGACUAAGAUACAAAAGGCAACUAAAAAUAAUACAAUUUUAAGGUUGAGAACUUUGUUUUAAGCCAAAUAAAUGAUAAAUGAUCAUACAAUAAUCUCAAUUCAGUUCGUCAGCUUGGAUUAUAAGAAAAAUGAAUUUAUGUUCAAGUUAAUCAUAACUUUUGUCUCCUUCUUAUUUUUC